CUCAGGGCAUGCCUGGCAAAUGGAACAUGGAUCUGUCAACAGGGACAAGAAGAAAGCCAAGGUGAAGCUCAAGACAAGCAAAUUUGGAAUAAGUGAAAUGGUGAACAAACACAAGCCCUGGAUUGAGACAUCGUACCAUGGAAUCAUAACUGAAAACAAUGACACUGUCAUUUUGGAUCCUCCUCUUGUUGCUUUGGACAAAGAUGCACCUGUUCCAUUUGCAGGUGAAAUCUGUGCUUUUAAAAUCCAUGGACAAGAAAUGCCCUUUGAAGCUGUUGUGCUAAACAAAACAUCUGGAGAAGGUCGUCUUCGAGCAAGAAGUCCUAUUGACUGUGAACUGCAGAAGGAAUAUACUUUCAUCAUCCAGGCCUAUGAUUGUGGAUCAGGACCAGGUGGAACAAACUGGAAGAAAUCUCACAAGGCAGUGGUCCAUAUCCAGGUAAAGGAUGUCAAUGAGUUUUCACCAGCUUUCAAGGAGAGGGUGUAUAAGGCCACUGUGACAGAGGGAAAGAUCUAUGACAGCAUCCUGCAGGUAGAAGCCAUAGAUGAGGACUGUUCCCCCCAGUACAGCCAGAUCUGCAACUAUGAAAUUGUCACAACUGAUGUUCCUUUUGCUAUUGACAGAAAUGGUAACAUCAGAAACACUGAGAAGCUAAAUUAUGAUAAACAGCACCAGUAUGAGAUAAUGGUAACAGCCUUUGACUGUGGACAAAAACAUGCAACAGAAGAUGUCUUGGUACGAGUUAAUGUCAAACCAGUGUGCAAACCAGGCUGGCAAGACUGGAACAAACGGAUUGAGUACAAGCCUGGCUCUGGCAGCACACCUUUGUUUCCCAGCAUUCAUCUAGAAACAUGUGAUGGACCAGUCUCCUCUAUACAUACCACCAUCGAAUUACAGACCAGUUCCAUUGGAAAGGGCUGUGAUCGUGAAACGUACUCAGAAAAGUCUCUGCAGAAAUUAUGUGGAGCUUCCUCAGGUGCCAUUGACCUGUUACCAUCUCCCAGUGCAACAACGAACUGGACAGCUGGGCUUAUCAUGGACAACAAUGACAUGAUUUUUAAAUUUGAUGGAAAGCAAGGAGCCAAAAUCCCAGAUGGAAUCGUCCCCAAGAAUUUAACUGAUCAAUUCACCAUCACUCUGUGGAUGAAACAUGGACCUAGUCCAGGUUUAAGAGCUGAGAAAGAGACUAUUCUCUGUAACUCUGACAAGACAGAGAUGAACCGGCACCACUACGCCCUGUACGUGCACAACUGCCGCCUGGUGUUCCUGCUGCGCAAGGACUUUGAUCAGGCCGACACCUUCCGUCCCGCGGAGUUCCACUGGAAACUGGACCAGAUUUGCGAUAAAGAAUGGCAUUACUAUGUUGUCAAUGUUGAGUUUCCUGUUGUUACAUUAUACAUGGAUGGAACAACCUAUGACCCUUACCUGGUGACCAACGACUGGCCCAUCCACCCGUCCCACAUAGCCAUGCAGCUGACAGUUGGAGCUUGUUGGCAAGGAGGUGAAGUCACCAAGCCCAGAUUUGCUCAGUAUUUCCAUGGCAGCCUGGCUAGUCUCACUAUCCGGCCAGGCAAAAUUGAGAGUCAGAAAGUGAUUUCCUGUUUGCAAGCCUGCAAGGAAGGUCUGGAUAUUAAUUCUCUUGAGAGUCUCGGCCAAGGAAUAAAGUAUCACUUCAACCCUUCCCAGUCAGUCCUUGUCAUGGAAGGAGAUGACAUCGAGAAUAUAAAUCAAGCUCUCCGAAAGGUCUCAUACAUCAACUCCAGACAGUUUCCUACUGCAGGCAUACGACGUCUGAAAGUCUCAUCUCAAGUCCAGUGUUUUGGUGAAGAUGUCUGCAUCAGUGUCCCAGAUAUAGAUGCGUAUGUAAUGGUGUUUCGGGCCAAUGAGCCCAGGAUUACAAUAAGUGGGAUGGAUCACUUUGCUAGACCAGCUGCACAGUUUGAAAGUGAAAGAGGUGUUGUUUUGUUACCUGACAUCAGGAUUGUCAGCACAGUUACUAAAAUGGAGCAUCCAGUGGACUUAGAACAUGACAGAGCCAAUAAGCCCGUGGUACUAGAGGAAAUGCUCCACAACUUGGAUUUCUGUGAUAUUUUGGUCAUUGGUGCAGAACUAGAUCCUGAACAAGAGUGUUUAGAACUAGAUCAUGUGGAACUUCAAGGAAAACAUCUAGAUGCCACAAAUUCCACAGCAGGAUAUUCAAUCUAUGGUGUGGGCAGCAUGCACAGCUACGAGCAGGUUCUUCGGCAGGUGCGCUACCGGAACUGGUGCACGUCUGCCACCUCGGACAGGAAGUUCAGAGUCAAGUGCUCAGAGCUAAAUGGACGUUACACCAGCAAUGAAUUUAACUUGGAGGUUAAUAUUCUACACAGCUCCAACUUCAUGGACCAUGUAAAUCAUAUGAUAGUACAACCACAGUUUCUCCAAUCUGUCCACCACCAAGAGGGAAGCAUAAGUGCUGUUCGCAACUCAGUCAUUCCCAGUGUGGCUACUGUUGUUAUCAUAAUCUGUGUGAGCAUUCUCGUCUUCAUCGUGACCCUGGGCGUCUAUCGCAUCCGGAUGGCUCAUCAGCGCCGCGCUGCCGACAGCGAAGGGAGUAAAGAGAAUGAAAUGGAUUGGGAUGAUUCUGCUCUCACUAUCACUGUCAACCCCAUGGAGAAAUAUGAAAAGCCUCACCAGACAGAAGAGGAAAGUGAGGAAGAAGACAUAGAAGAUGAAGAUGAAGACACAACCAGUGCUGAAUCAGAUGAAAGUGAAGAGGAAGAGGAGGAGGAAGAGGAAGUGAUUGUCCAAAAGGAAGCCAAACAGAAUGCCACCAGGAGAGAGCAGUUAGAGUGGGAUGAUUCCACACUCCCCUACUAGCCGCCCUCCAGCCACGUUGCUCUUUUGUAACAACCAAUACAAUGUCUUUUCAGAGUCUAUGAAUUCAUUGACAGGAUUUGAACUUCUGCUUGCCUAUAACUGUUUUGCCUAAAACGACCUUGUUGUAGUAAUUCAUAAUGAUAGAACUGACCCUUUUCUACAAAGCCCAGAGGGAACAUGGUACAAACACACUGGUAGCACCAGUAAUAAAGUAAUCCAGAACCUGAUCUGUUAGCAAGUGUAGUUCUCCGUUUCCUGUUUCUGUAACGCAGAUACGUGACAGAAGUCCUGUCACUCCAUCCAUAGAGGUUUUUGCCUUUGCUGUUUUUUUCAUACAGAAGAGACUGCAGCUUGUUAUGAAGAAUCACUUGUGUGCGUCCAAAUAACAGUUGCUAUUUGACUUCACAGUUUUACAGGUAUGAAAUAUAAUCCACCUUCAAAUGGGGGCAGAGCUUUAGUGCUACAGGUGGCAGAAAUUGAAUGCCAUUUUUCAUCUUGUCCUGCCUUCUUGGAUGUUAACUGUCUUCUGUAGGGGAAUAUCUAGGACUUGACACGGGAUGCAUGUGUGCCUGUGUAGAAGUGGACAAUGUAUUUUUUUCAGGCAUGCUGUCAGUACCCUCAAGGCAGGGAUUUUUAUCCAGCCCACACACAGAAACUUGAGAGGUUAAAAAAAAAAACAAAACAAAACAUCAACAGGCUGCUGAAAGUUACAAAAGGAAAAAUAAUAAUAACAAAAAAAAUCAUUCUGUGUCCACAGAUUGAGUUAUAUGAUCUUAUGCAAACUGUAAAUUCUAAUGGGAUUGAUUUAACUGAAGACCUGUAGAGCUGCUCAUUAGUUAUGGAUUGAGCAAUUUGCAGCAAAUCGAUGCUUUAAAUGGUCUGUCUUGUAAAUUCAUUAGCUUGCUGCAGUAUCUUACUGAAGUAGUGGAAAAUAAGUGACCCCAUUAUUCCAUAGCUAUGUAUGGUUGGGAUUUAAACAAUGAUUUUUACCUGAGGAAAAUAUUCCCUUUUCCUUUAGUGAAUGCCAGCUGGAAUUCUUGUCUGGCUGUAUUCUGUAAAACAUUGUGCCAUAUUUCUUCUGUACCCUUACCCACCUGGCACAAGAGAAAGUGACAACAUAACACAAGUGUCAGCUUUCUUUUGGGCUUAUAACUCUCCCUUAUUUCUUCCUCCUGAAGCCAUUAAUGUUGAGAAAAGGUUUUAUAAAUUAGAACAGGAACAAUUAAAACCUACUUGGAACCAAAAGAAGUGAGAACAAAACUAUACUCUUAAGAGGCUGAGAGAGUAUUUUAGUUUGUUAUGGUAACACAGCAUAUUUUUCUUAAACAGUUUAAAAAGGGAAAAAAGAAAAAAAAGAGUAGAAAAAGCAAAGCUACGUACAAUGUGUUGGUAAGUCUGUGUGGUGUGUUUUUGGUCCCCUUUCCUUAAUUCUCUUUGGAUCUUCAAAUGCUCUGCAUACCAAAUGAUGCAGCACUUGCUAGGAUAACUGCUCUACUAGGAAACAGAAUGGCAUGGACGUGAAUGCUGCCUAGUAGCUUGUUUGUUGUUUUUUGUUGGUUUUGUGAUUUUUUUUUAAGUACCUCCUUUUCUUUACAGUUUCAUAAUUGACUUUUGGUUUUUGCUUUUGUAAUUUGCUGUUUAAAAUGAGCUGCUUCCUCUCUCCCAGAAAAAUAAGCAGUCUUGCCACAACAGGACCUUCCCAAGUACCCAUGAAUGAGAGUUGAUAUUGCAAAAAUUAAUUUGAGCAAACUUGAGGGUAUCCACCUUCCUUAAUACUAAAUUUUUAGCUGCUCCUAAACUUCAGAAUGCAGAGAAUAUAUUAUGGCUUUGAGGAUUCUUGUAAUUCCAGUUUCUUCACCUGACAAUUGCAAGGAAAGCCUGACAACAACUAGACCUUGUAGUUUAGUAACUAGAAAGUAAAUGAAAAGAGCUCCAAGUUAUUUUUAAAAUUAGAGAUCUUCAUGCUUCUCUUGGUUGUGCCAACACAAUUGUUAUUAACAAUUAUUAAUUAUUGUUUAAAACAAUUAUUGUUAUUAAUUAAUAACAAUUAUUGUUAUUAAUUAUUGUUUAAAACAAUUAUUAAUUGUUAUUAAUUAUUGUUAUUGCCAACACAAUUGUUAUUAAGACUGGCAAUAUAGAUAUUUUCUUAUCUGAGCAGUUCUUUUAUUUUUAUUCUGGUGUCUCACAUGUAUUCAACUUAAAAGAAUAUUUGUAGAAUCAAGGCCACAUAAACACAAAUUAUUUAUUUAGCAGGAAUAAAAGCUCUGUUAAACAGGAAAUUAAUUUUAAAAUUUGUUGAUAUCUUGAACAGAGAUUUUAUGUUAGAUCAUUUCCUAGCAUCCUAAAUAAUUUCCUAGUGUUACUUUUUUCCUAGUGAAAUGAAGCAGGCUCUCUGUGUGAUGCUUGUCAUCACGUAUCAGCAAAGCUCUCUGCUCAGAAAAAAUAAGAUAUUUAAAAGUGGAUAUUUAAAAGUAAAUUUCAUAUUUAAAAGUAAAUUUCAUAUUUAAAAAUGAACUUAAUUUUUUUUUUUUAGUUUCUUGAUUACUAAUAUUGAUGUUAUCACAGCAAAUAUUAGGGCAUCCUGAAAACAGCAAUUUACAACCUUAUUGACAGCCUUUAAUUCUUUUAUAUGUUCAUGUCUUCAUCAGUCUAUUUCUCCAUCUAAUAGAUUUUUUUAACUUUUUGUUACUGGAAGCAAAACUUCUCAUGUCCUGCUGGUAUAUUACACAAGCAGCAAACAAAGUAUUUUCUCUACUGUAAAUAAACCUACAUUUUUAAACCUAAGCAAAGUAAUACAGGCAUGUGUGUUGUCAUUAAAAUUUGGUUUGCAGCAAGAUAUUCAGCAAACUGAAAUGUAUCACACUGUAUUUAUUUUAGAUUACUCAUUUGAGUGCAUUAUGAAGCAUUUUUCAUUCAAACAGAAAAAUCCAUUUCACAAAAUUUUAGUGAGAAUGAGAUGUGUCUUCAAAAAAUGAACCUUAGAAUUAGAGUAUUUGUAUAGAAGUUGACAGCAGUGACUUCAUCAGCUAAAGUCUACUAGCAGAAUAACAUAAAAUAUCACUUUUAACAAUUUUUCUCCCCUCUGUGAAUUAUUUUUGAAUGCUAACUACUUGCUUAAAACCACACCCCACACACAGAUACACACAAACGAAAGUGCACAAAAAAAAAUUAAAAUCUCUGAAGAGGUAACCAUAAUACAUGACAUUAGGAAUCUGUGACACUAGAGGUCUAACAUGACAGCACAUCAAUAAAUGACUUAAUUCUUGAAAUUCUAACCUAAGGCUGGGGGAAAAGAAAAAAAAAAAGCUGCAAAACCUACAAAUAAAAUUGAGGCUGGUGAGACACUGUUAGCUGAAUUACUGUAACUGCUUAAGUUGCUUUUUUGUGAUCAAUAGCUCACAUUUCUUUUUCACUUGUACUGUCUCCACAGGCAUUUAUCUUUGCAAGUAAACCUUAAAAUGCACCAUUGUUGAGCUUCAUCUCAAUAUUUACUGCAUUGGCUCACACCAGUUCAAAUUAGAAAUAGAUGCAUAGGCUUCAUAACAGUUUUUAAUACUAAUUAAAAUGCUACCUGCACAUUCAAACUAGCAGCAGUCCCCCACAGUGGGAGUUCAACUGCUUUUGAACUGGUGACCUGUAACCAGAGAGGCAGCAAAUAAUGCUUUUACCUGGUGGGGAUCCCAGCAGGUUGGGACUUCCUCUUCUGGAAGUUUCGGUGCCAGCACAUGCACCAUCUUGUUCAUCACCCCCGUGCAUGGUUAGCAGAAGAGGAGACUGAACGGAAAGGUCUGCUGGGAUGGACCCAAGGAGCUGCUUCUGGUAUCCUGAAAUAUACAUUAUAAUACCAAAAAUUAAGGACAUUUUCAAAAGGAUAAGGAUACUUAGGGAAAGGAACUUAAACUGUGAGAACAUCUUCACAAAAUUCUCUUUCUUUAAUUCCCACAUGCUGACUAGAUGAAAUAUCUCCAUACCAGUAUAGUACCAGUAUUGUUUAUUGAAAAAUCACAAUGAAACCUCCUAGCAAAAUGCAAUUUCCAUAUAAAUAAUUUCCAGAAAUCUAGCAGUAGGCAAAGGGAACCAAGUGCUAAAAAUCUCAGUGUCUGAUAUCAUGACUAGUUUUGAGGGGCAAAUUUGCUUCACCUCUCUGGAUUGCAGCUGUUUCCAUGGUGUGCACUGAAUACACUACUCUUAGAAACCACCAAUAGGUUAACAACAAGAGAACUGCUCAUUUGGCAGAAAAAUAAAUGUCAUGCUUGUGUGGGGAACAGUCCAUCUCCUCCCCCCCCACAUAAGACUAGACAAAAUGUCUUUCAAGCCAGCAAAAAAAGAGGUACCUAAAAAGAUAUUUUAAAUAUACUUGGGUAUUGGUUUUUGAUUAAAUCCUAGAGUUGAAAAAAAAUAAAAUCCAUUAGAAGACAUUUUGGACAAGUAUUGACAGUUGCCAGACUGAGAAAUAAUGGUGAUAAGAGCAAAUUUUUGAAAAAAUAAACAAACUGAUACACAAUAUUAUAUGUGUGUGUGUGUAUAUAUAUAUAUAAUAGUUUGGCUACAUACAGAUUUUAUGUAAUAUGGUGUGUAUGUAUAUAUAUAUAAAAAACAAUACAUUAUCUAGAGUAGAAAUGCACCCCUAGUUUUAUCUGUCAUUUUCUAUGAAGCUGCAUGGAUUCAGGCAGCAUGUCCAGACUUGCUCUGAGAUUGUCUGGAAAUCCUGGAAACAAAGUAUAGACCGUCUAUGCCCUUAAAAUGGGCUAAUUAUGGCUUUUUAGGAUCCUAGUCAGAUGCUAGUCAUCUUGCUAGCUAGCUGGAAAUCACAGACAAAAGGCCAAGGAGCUCUGGGUCUGCCCUAAUAAAAAUUACUGACCAAUAAAAGUAGAAACCUGGAUGUGCAGUAGACUCAUCUUCAAGUUUCACUUACUUUUGACCAUAAGCCUUGGGAUUAACGCAUCUCUGGAGGACCCAUGUAGCUGCUGACCUUUACACUUAGUAUCUGCAUAAGGCACUUCUCAUACACCAAUUGGACAAACCUAAGGAGGAGAUGAGAGAAAUAAAAUUUAAAAUAUUAAAUAAAGAAAAAAGACUGUCAGAUACAGCAAAAUUGACUUGAAUAAAAAUAUUGCUAUUAAUUGUACAUAAUGCCGUGCUACAGAAGUAAGAUCUUCCUCAUGUUUCUUCUAGUAUCACCAGCCAUUAUAUUAACAUUAGAUUAUCUGCCUCCUCAGCUAAGCUGGAAGGGCGACAAGCUCUCUUCAUGCAACUUCCUCAUUGCCCACAGUCUGCAAACACAUAGUAUGAAAGUGCCACUCCAAACAGCUGCAACAAUUACAGCCACUCUCCUCCCUCAAAGAUCUAGGCAUUGCCAGAAACCCCCAACACUCCCCAUGCUUAUAUCCAAACCAUGCAACACUUUGCAAAAUAAAAUAAAUAUGGUUUACAGCACAAAAAAGCCAACAGUGAUCCUGCACAACCUUUGUACAUUUGGGGCAAUCAGACUAUUUGCUUUAGCACUUGGGUAUUUCUCUCUUUGGGAGUUGGGUUUUUUGGUUAGUCUCUCCUGGAGUCCAGACUAUUUAUUUUAUCAGGUUGGAGAAUAAAGGCAGGUUUGAAGGGUGAUCACUAAAGCUAUAACUGAGUAAAAUAUAUACGCUUAACUCAUCCAAUCCUAAUAAAUAUUUCUGCUAAAUCUAUCAGGAAAAUUACCCCAUUAUUACAGAGGAUAUCUCAAAAAGUAAUUAUCCUUCAUUACCUUUGUAAGAAGGUGGGAUUUUUUGUUUUUCUCUAAAGACAACAUGAUAAUAAAAAAUAAAUUCACAGUGCUUGAGCAGAGUAAAAAGUGAAAGGGAAGCAAGAGCUUUCCUUUCAUACAACUCUAACAAAGGCUUUAAAAUAACAAUUCUAACCCACGUUAUUGAAGCAUGACACAAGAAAAUGAAUCCAGGGAGUGGUGUAUGUUCAUAACUUCUUUCCUGUGAUGAGAAGACAGUUACCAGGUCAGGUACCUUUUUUUCCCUAGAGACAUUUUGCUGCCUUCUAAGUAGGUAUUGACUAGUUACAGUUUCCAUUUCUCUGCUUGUAAAUAGGAAUAAUUAUAUUGCCAUCCUUGGCAAAGUACUGUCAGCCCUGCACAUGUAAAGCACUGUCAAAAAGUUCAGCUCUAGUUACAGCCCUCCAUUGUGGAACAACACCCCCACCCCCCCCCACCACACAUACAAUGAAUGACACAAUGGUCAAGACCUUUAAGCUCUAGUUUCAUUAUUAUUGCCUAUGAAGAAACACAAUAGUUUCAAAUGUUACAAACAUUGGAACAGUUCAGAAAAAGCCCUUAUUCCUAUUUUCAACUCUUAACUCUUUUGGAAAUUGUGCAUUGAUCAGCUGUGUGCAUAGAUCAGCUGUCGAAGCUACAGGGUCAUAUAUUGUCAGUAUUUGUGCCUGUUCUGAGAAUAAAACAACAGGAUUUUUUUCCCACCUAAGGACAUUGUAGGAUAAGUGUGCAGCUUUCACUAGGCAAGGUGCACAGAGCCUGCCAAAGGCAAAGAGAAGCUGUCUCCAAAUGGGGGACAAAGGUUUUACAAUCAUAUUCUAUCCUUAAACUUUAGAAACCUAGAAAAUUUCAUGGGAUUAAAAGGCCUUUCUGCUGCCCUACCUAUUUGUUUUUUUAUAAAUCUGGAUAUGUUUUUGGGUUUUCAGAGGCAUUUAACUUCCUAACUGGAUAUAAAGAUCUUUCAGAUUUCUUUAGGUGUAUUAGCCCAUAAAAUAACUUUUGGCUAAAGUUUUCAGGACAUUGUAGGGUAAAAACAAAAACAAAACAAACCAACAAAAAACCCUAACAAAUUCCAAUUAUUUUUAAUUACAUCUUUUUUCUUUCUGCUGCUGCCUCCCCUAAAUAUAUAAACAGAUACAGAAGACCUGAUCAGAAUACCCUGACCAAGUCUGUGAUUUCAAUUCAGUACUGCAAUUGAAAACAAAUUAUUUUUUUUUUAAUCCGCUUCAUGUGCACACAUAUAGAUGAGAAGGAGGAUGGUUGUUUUAAGUGGGCAUGGUCUUUGGAAUGUGGAAUGGAUUAGCUGUAGUCAGUUCUCUUAGAAGACUGAGUUAUUUCGGGAAGAGUGAACAGGGAGGUGGGAGAGAAUAAUGCAUGAAUAGCAGACAGAAAGAUUUAAGUUUUCCAGUUGAUGUGAAAAAAGCUAGAAUGUAAUACUCCAGAAUCAAGAGAGAUUAAAAGCUGGAGCAUCAAACAGUAAGAAAAUGGAAACAUGCUCUUUUAUGCCCAGAACGGACAGCUAUCACAGUCAACAAGAAGAAAAAUUAAUAGAAGGUUGUUGAAGGCUUCUGAGAUGACCAUGUGUAUAUGCACACAUGCAUGUGUGCAUUGAUACAUAUAUGUAUAUAAUAAUGUAUACAAGAAAAUCACCUACUGUUUCCCAGUAUGGAGGUGUUUGUUGUGGUCAUGAACUAAAAUCUUAAGUUCUACAUAGAAAAAAAAUUAAGGAUAAUGAUCAUCCCUGGAAAAUUCUGAGAGCUGAAGCUAUUAUCUCCAUUCUCAAAUCAAGCACUGGCAUGAUUAUUGUUAGAUUCUCCACAAACUGAUACAAAAAGUGUUAGCUACAUCUUAAAAGAUUUUUUUUGCAUUCUGUUGUAAAUAUUGGACGACCAGAAUCUUGAGUAAAUAAUUGAUUGUGAUUAACAGGCAGUUCUGUUCAAAGGGUCAUCACAACCAGGAUGGAAAGAUACAGCAGAGUGGGUUACUGUUUUGUAGAGUAAUACAUGCUAUGGUUAGAAUUCCUAAUAACUGUUCCAGCUAAAUUUCAGUGUGUUUAGAAGUUGCUGCUAGACUCAUUAAAUCAUAGAAAUAAAGGUUAGUAGUCAGAAAGAAAAAGUAGUAUAGCUAGAGUAUUAUGCUAACAGUGCAGAACUGUUCCCUAGAAUAUAUUUUCUAGUGUAGGGGUGGGGAUGUUUCAACCUACUUAAACGUUUCUAAGCCUGGGGCUUCUACUGCUUCCCCUGGGAGACUAUUCUAGAGUCUAUUAGAAGCUUUUCCUGAUAAUAAAUUUAAAUAAUCUUUUUUGUAAUUUUUAUCUCAUUAGUCCCAGUUAUACCCUUUUGCACCACCCUAAAUAAUUCCUCUAACCAUGAUUUAUAUCCUUUGAAUAUUUUUAGAUAGUUAUCAAGUUCAUUGCCUUUGGUCAUUUAUUACAGAGGCUAUGAAUCCCUCCUCCUCCCAAUUCAUUCCUGCAGUCUCACAUUUCUUACCUUUUAAUGAAAUAUCAUUAAUACAGAAACUAAAAAAACUGCUAUUUCCUUAAAUUAGACAUGGUCAGUUCACUCUGUUAAAGUGUUCUGUGUUGGUGUGUGUCACUGCGUAAGCUGUCAAAGGUUAAAUAAUAAAUUUAUAUUGAAAUUUGAUUUUUAAAAAAAAAUCCUUGCUGUAAUCUAUGGAUAAGUUCUCAUAUAAUGUACAUUUGACAGUGUCUUCUAUGUCGGUAUGAUUUAACAAAGCCAACCAAUAAACAUUGAAGCCAACCAAACACUAAUACAAAGUAGUAAUUUGUUAAAAAUUAGAUUGUCAUUAUUAAUUUGAAGACAGACAUUGUUAUUCAUGUGCCAAUGCUUUCAAGUGUCCCUACACUGAUCAGUACCUACUACCAAUCCAUUCUUUUAAGACAGCUAUUUCUCCUCAAAUCUCACUGGUAGAAUGCACCUACUUUCUAAAGCAGGUACUCAAGAUUUCUAGCUGUAUCUUAACUGCUGCAAAGAAAUAGAAUUGUGCCAAUUUUCUGAAUAUUUUCUGAGUACUGGUCAGCCAAAACAGAACUGAAAGCCCUGUGCUCAAAGGCCCACUGCAGCACUAAGAGCGGAGUGAAAUAAAACUGUCUUCCUCAUUUGCUCUGUCUAAAUGGAUUGAUGCAAAGGGAGAACAGACACACUAAGCCUUCCAGUGUUGACUUAAGGGUAAUAUACACUUCCCUCAGCAUAUCUCUGUCCCUAAUAAAUGACAGCUAAGACAGUAUAAAUAAUAUUGGAAGGAAUUACAAAUUGCCAUCAGUGGUGUCAGGUCAAACAAGCAUUGGCUGAUACAAUGGAUGAGAAAAGCCAGUGGAAAUACCCUUCAGCUUUCUGCAAAUCUCUGUGUCAUUAUAGCUUCCUGUCACCACUUUGUGCACCUUUCCAAAAUAUCUUGAGUAAAUUAAGUCUAAUAUACUACGGAGGAAGAUGAUUCAGCCUUGCAAGGUGAGCUUGCAAAGGGAGAGAAAAAAAGAAGAGGAAUUCCUGAGCAAGGAACUGCAAAACAUGACUUAAGUUAUGAUGAGCACCAGGGCAGGAAUCAGACAUUCACCUUAAAUGUUGCUGGAGUUUGGUGGAAGGGGUUGUUUCUAGUUAGAAUUAACUGUAUAGUUACAAAAUAUAUGUUACUGAGAGCUGAGAAAUAACUUCAUCAUGUUGAAUAUAACCACUCUGAGCUCUAAUAGGCUGGGACAGUUCUAUUCCAUAUUCCAUACUCCAUCAGCCUGCAAUGGCAUAGAGCUUUUCACACGUAAUUCAUAAUUUCCUAGAUUUGCUUCCAUGUUGCUGCAUCAGUCCUUGUUGAGGAGCAGUAACUGCAGUUGGUAGCAAGUAUUUUGCAGCCUGGGAUUGUUUCCUAGCAGUCCAAUCUCUGUGUAGUUGUGGCCUCUUCUAUUUAUAAUAAAAAAUAUACCAGAUGGGAUUCAAAUAAACAAAUCCUCUAUCGUUGCAACCCCUUAAGUGUGUCUCAAAAUAACAGACUCUUCUAUCCAGGAGAGAUGCUCACUAUAUAUAUAACAAUGUAUAUGUGAAACAAUCAUAAAACACAUCUAGAAAUGUCUUUUUGCAGAUGCUAAAUGCAUCUAUGAAAGCAUGAAUCUAUACAAUUUAUGCAGAUAAUUAAGUAAAUUACUAUAUGUACUUUAAAAAGUGACUAUAAAAUACAAAUUAUUUUUGAACUCAGAUACAAAUAUCUGUUGCUUUGGUGGGUUUUUUAAAAAAACAACAUUUUCUUUACGAAAAUCUAUGGUAAAUUUUGAAACAUGAUAAAGUACACAAAACCUAACUACAUGCAGUGGGAACAAGCUGUACAAAACCCCUUCCAUGGCAUUGUGGUGUAUUUCAUAAAAGCCACGUCAUUUUGCACAGUCAUCUCUGACUUUGAGAUUGUUAAUAUCCAUGUUUCCCACACGACUUAUUAAAUGCAUAAUGGAAAUAGAACUGUUAUUUUAAAACUUGGCCUCUACUUCUGUAGAUGUAUAAAACCAGAUACAUUUUUGUGGUCACUGCGGCACUUUGUGAAUUGGCCAAUAAAAAUAAUUUUUAAAUUUCACAUAAAAGGUAAUGUUCUAUAAUCUUUAUUUCACCAAUCUAUGUAGUGUUCUCAUUUUCUGAACAAAAACCCUUAAACAUUAACACCUCUGGUGGCAAAGGUUAAAUACUUGUUCUGUAUCUGCUAGCUCGUUUGCUAAUUACUAGAGAGGAACAUACUAUGUGUCAAAAGAUCAGUACAGUUUUAAAGCACCUACAUAACUUUUCAUUCUUCUGCCGAGAAUAUGGAAAGGGAAACAAGGAACAGGGAACCUUUUGAAGAGUUGUUGGUAUUUACAUUAAACAGCCAUCUAUUUUCACAUUUCACUUUGGUCUGAUA
Messenger RNA from Apus apus (common swift), 13508 nucleotides. RefSeq names its product calsyntenin 2 (gene CLSTN2). The coding region runs from base 20 to 2860 and encodes 946 amino acids. The transcript is spliced from 18 exons. Gene Ontology annotation, cellular component: cell surface; postsynaptic membrane. Gene Ontology annotation, molecular function: kinesin binding; X11-like protein binding; calcium ion binding. The record is from RefSeq and is a predicted model, not a curated record. Gene Ontology annotation, biological process: positive regulation of synaptic transmission; positive regulation of synapse assembly; homophilic cell-cell adhesion. Lineage: Eukaryota; Metazoa; Chordata; Aves; Apodiformes; Apodidae.